AUGAUCUCGGAGGAUGAAGAGAUGCAAAUGAGUGAUAUGGAGUUCGAGAGCGAGGGCGAGGAUAAAGCUGGCGCGAUGCGAGUGCCAGCGGCCGUAGCAGCCGAUGAGGAUACUAGGAGGCAGCCAGAACUGGUGUUAGAGAUGGGGGGUUUACUUCUCAAUGAUAGAGAGUGGGGUAGGGCAAGAGCGCUAUUCCACGAGGUAUUGAGCAACACCAGUACGGAUUGCCAUGUUUUAGUACAAUCCUGGUUCCAUCUUCUGGAGUGUUGGGCUCAGGAAAUUCGGUACCAAAACAAUAUCAACAAAUUGGAACUCUACCAAGAUUGCCGCAAUUUUGUCCAGUUUUUAGUCCGUGAAGGUGGAGCCGGUUUGGAACUUUCGAAACUUCAUGCGAUAUUGGAGGAUUUGUUCCCGUCCGUUGAUAACAAGUUCUUGUUCGACCUUCUCCCUGAAGAUACUCAUGAUACUACUCUAAGAGGCAUUGUUCGGAUGCAAUUAGAAUUGUGUGAGACUUUUGAGCCGCUAGAGCAUUCGAUCAGCGAAGAUAUAGAGGAGCUUUUGGCGUUCAAGCGUGCUACCGCGAGGCAGUGGUGGAUGUUCCUUGAAGGCGAUCGUCGAAUCGAUCUGUCGAUCCUUGGGAAGUUACAGAGAGAUAUUAUACAGCAGGCGACUUUAGUGGAUUCCCACGGCACGGAGUACCUUGUUGCUAAGACGAAUUUUUUCCUGCAGCUGUUUAUUAGCCACUAUUUCAGCACUUAUUCGACGAUGAAGGACGAGGACGACAAAGUUGCCGAGUGUUUAAACGUGUUAGUGUCGCUUUCGAAGCGGUCGCUGAUUGUCUCCCAGGAUUCCCGACUGAUGUACCUUUACCAUCUAUCGAUGGCGAUUCUAUCGUUGCCGCGGGACACACGGGACCAGGACUUAGGGUUGGUCACGAACUAUCGUUUACAAGUUGAGAGUUGCAGGGACCAUUUCUUGAAGUGUUUGCAGCACUUGGAUCAAAUGGGUACACUGCGGUCGCUUCAUUUGAAACCUGGGCAAUUUGUUCUUGCAGGGUUCAUUCUGACCAGUAUUGUUGUGACGCCUUACGACGAGGGGAAAUCUGUGAACCCGUUUGAUUUCGAGCAAUUGAGGAUUCUGAAGGACGAGCCCAUAAUGGAGACGCUGCGCGGCAUUUACACGAAUUUUUUAGACCUCAAACUCCCUGAGAUGUACCAUUACAUCGGGCAACUACACUGUGUAGCGCGGUCCCUGCAAGCGUUGACGAGCAACGUGCAACGUCUGGGUCAGACACUACGUCUGUGGCGGCGGGUGGCCCCCACGUACUCUAGCAUCUCGAUUGACGACCUACGGCAGCAACUGAGUUACUCGCGGGCUCUAACCCCCUCGAGGGACGACAUCUUGACGAUUCUGAUGAAGUCCGUGCUGCGGUCUACGAGGGAGACAUACUUCAAGAUCGAUCUGACGAACGACAUCGUGCACUUCGGCGCGGAGCACAGGCGCCCGCUAACAGACUUCCCGAAGCGGAGCUUUGCGCUGCCGGGCAAAGAAGACGGACCCUUGAGCCAGGAGUACGCUAACGACGUCGGCGUGUACAACGACGCGGAGCCGGCCCGCCACGCGCGCGGCGCCCCUCUCGAACAGUUCUUCCAGACACUGCACCAGCAGCGGGACCGCCAGCCCUCGCGGACUGCCCCAUCCUCGUCCUCUUCCAACUGCACCAGCAACAUGGCGACCAUCCAACUGUACGAGAUACUCGAGACGAUGCCGUGA
This is a messenger RNA of Huiozyma naganishii CBS 8797, 1773 nucleotides long. It is a transcript of the gene RRI2, whose product is annotated as Rri2p. The record is from RefSeq and is a predicted model, not a curated record. Lineage: Eukaryota; Fungi; Ascomycota; Saccharomycetes; Saccharomycetales; Saccharomycetaceae. The coding region runs from base 1 to 1773 and encodes 590 amino acids. The transcript has a single exon.